UGUAAUCUACACAAUACAGCACUAGAUGCUCACAAUACAGCACUAGAUGCUCACAAUACAGCACUAGAUGCUCACAAUAUAGCACUAGAUGCACACAAUACAGCACUAGAUGCACACAAUACAACACUAGAUGCACACAAUACAGCACUAGAUGCCCACAAUACAGCACUAGAUGCUCACAAUACAGCACUAGAUGCUCACAAUACAGCACUAGAUGCCCACAAUACAACACUAGAUGCACACAAUACAACACUAGAUGCACACAAUACAGCACUAGAUGCCCACAAUACAGCACUAGAUGCACACAAUACAACACUAGAUGCACACAAUACAGCACUAGAUGCAGACAAUACAACACUAGAUGCUCACAAUACAACACUAGAUGCUCACAAUACAACACUAGAUGCACACAAUACAACACUAGAUGCUCACAAUACAACACUAGAUGCUCACAAUACAACACUAGAUGCUCACAAUACAACACUAGAUGCUCACAAUACAACACUAGAUGCACACAAUACAACACUAGAUGCUCACAAUACAGCACUAGAUGCUCACAAUACAGCACUAGAUGCUCACAAUACAACACUAGAUGCCCACAAUACAACACUAGAUGCUCACAAUACAGCACUAGAUGCAGACAAUACAGCACUAGAUGCACACAAUACAACACUAGAUGCUCACAAUACAGCACUAGAUGCACACAAUACAACACUAGAUGCUCACAAUACAACACUAGAUGCUCACAAUACAGCACUAGAUGCUCACAAUACAGCACUAGAUGCACACAAUACAACACUAGAUGCAGACAAUACAACACUAGAUGCAGACAAUACAGCACUAGAUGCACACAAUACAACACUAGAUGCAGACAAUACAACACUAGAUGCAGACAAUACAACACUAGAUGCACACAAUACAACACUAGAUGCACACAAUACAGCACUAGAUGCACACAAUACAACACUAGAUGCUCACAAUACAGCACUAGAUGCACACAAUACAACACUAGAUGCAGACAAUACAGCACUAGAUGCAGACAAUACAACACUAGAUGCACACAAUACAACACUAGAUGCUCACAAUACAACACUAGAUGCACACAAUACAACACUAGAUGCAGACAAUACAACACUAGAUGCAGACAAUACAGCACUAGAUGCAGACAAUACAACACUAGAUGCACACAAUACAACACUAGAUGCAGACAAUACAACACUAGAUGCACACAAUACAACACUAGAUGCAGACAAUACAACACUAGAUGCAGACAAUACAACACUAGAUGCAGACAAUACAACACUAGAUGCACACAAUACAACACUAGAUGCUCACAAUACAACACUAGAUGCACACAAUACAACACUAGAUGCACACAAUACAACACUAGAUGCACACAAUACAGCACUAGAUGCUCACAAUACAACACUAGAUGCACACAAUACAACACUAGAUGCUCACAAUACAACACUAGAUGCUCACAAUACAGCACUAGAUGCUCACAAUACAACACUAGAUGCUCACAAUACAGCACUAGAUGCUCACAAUACAGCACUAGAUGCACUUACCAUUUCUGACCUAAUUUACUUAUAA
Molecule: messenger RNA, 1593 nt
Organism: Procambarus clarkii (red swamp crayfish)
Lineage: Eukaryota; Metazoa; Arthropoda; Malacostraca; Decapoda; Cambaridae
Product: autotransporter adhesin SadA-like
Biological process (GO): cytoskeleton-dependent intracellular transport; cytoplasmic microtubule organization
Cellular component (GO): centrosome; cytoplasm
Molecular function (GO): dynein light intermediate chain binding; microtubule binding
Source: RefSeq, a predicted model, not a curated record